Bicyclus anynana (squinting bush brown) is the source of this 580-nucleotide messenger RNA. RefSeq names its product transcription elongation factor SPT4 (gene spt4). The coding region runs from base 158 to 508 and encodes 116 amino acids. Gene Ontology annotation, cellular component: DSIF complex; nucleus. Gene Ontology annotation, biological process: positive regulation of DNA-templated transcription, elongation; regulation of transcription elongation by RNA polymerase II; chromatin organization. NCBI's taxonomy places the organism in Eukaryota, Metazoa, Arthropoda, Insecta, Lepidoptera, Nymphalidae. The transcript has 5 exons. Gene Ontology annotation, molecular function: zinc ion binding; RNA polymerase II complex binding. The record is from RefSeq and is a predicted model, not a curated record.
UUUUCCUUACCCGUUUGUGCUUACCUUCACAUUCAAAUAUUUUUUAAUCGUUUCGUUUGUGGUCACAAUAGUAAUUCGUAAAUUGUAAUUUAAUUCGUAUUCUUAUUUCUUAAUUCAUAACCAACAAUUUACAUAUAAUUUAGAACUCAGGAUUAAAAUGUCUUUGGAUACGGUACCUAAAGAUUUACGAGGACUCAGGGCUUGUCUAGUGUGCGCUCUAAUAAAGACUUUUGAUCAGUUUGAAUAUGACGGCUGUGACAAUUGCGAUGAAUUUCUUCGAAUGAAGAAAAAUAAAGACAAUGUUUAUGACUGCACUAGCAAUAACUUUGAUGGGAUGAUUGCAGUUAUGAGUCCCGAAGACAGUUGGGUGUGUAAAUGGCAGAGAAUAAGUAGAUUUUGCAAAGGAGUUUAUGCUAUAUCAGUAUCAGGUCGCCUUCCCGCUGGUGUUAUAAGAGAAAUGAAAAGUAGAGGGAUUGCAUACAGGCCUCGGGACACCAGCCAAAGAUAAGAGGAAGAACUGGAUAGUAUGUUAUAUUAUUUAAGGAUAUACUAAAAUAUAUUGUCAUCAAAUUUCAUAAUA